This is a messenger RNA of Carica papaya (papaya), 2158 nucleotides long. RefSeq names its product glucan endo-1,3-beta-glucosidase 5-like. Gene Ontology annotation, biological process: carbohydrate metabolic process. The record is from RefSeq and is a predicted model, not a curated record. Gene Ontology annotation, molecular function: hydrolase activity, hydrolyzing O-glycosyl compounds. NCBI's taxonomy places the organism in Eukaryota, Viridiplantae, Streptophyta, Magnoliopsida, Brassicales, Caricaceae.
CUAGCUUGCCAAACCGUCCUAUACCUGCUCCAUCCUAAAUAGAGAAAAAAGGAAAAUAAAACAGCAGCGCUCCCGUCUUCCAUUUCCAUUUCUUGUUUCCUCUUCUUAUUUUUUGUCAAUGUUAUUUUUUCCCACUCUUCAAACAAAACUCAAAUGUCCAUCCCUCUCUGUCUAAUUAGAGAUUUCCCUUACCACUAUUAUUUUAUAAUUAUGUAAAUCAUUAAAGAAAGAUAAAUAAAAUAGGCUGAGCUUUUUCAACAAGCCAGUUCUUGCAUUAAUUAUUAGAAAGCCCCUACCUUUCUUCUUCAUCUAAUAAUUUUUCUAAAUAAUGGUACAGCAUGUAGCGGCAGAUUCAGCUUUUGACCUUCCAGUCUCCAUAAUUUAAUCGGAAUGGUUUUUCUUUCACUUUUAAUUUCUCUAAAUCACUCUGUUUUCUGCUAUUUAACACUGAUUAUCUAAUUUAUUCUCCCCCUGUUUCUUACCUUCACUCUGCUCUCAAGCUUUUUUUCUUUUUCUAUUUUUCUUCAAAAAUUAAGAAAAAGGAAAAGCCUGUUGAUCGAUCAUCAUAUGAGAGAUGAUGCGGUGGAAGAAGAAGGUGGUUGUUGGUUGGUUGGUGUGGAGUGUGUUGGUGAGUUGGGGGAGUGGAAUCGGAGUGAAUUGGGGGACCUUGUCAACUCACCCGCUUCCACCAUCAACUGUGGUGAAGAUGCUCAGAGACAAUGGCUUCCAGAAAGUUAAACUCUUCGAUGCAGAUUCAUCAAUCUUGAAUGCUCUCAGCAACUCUGGUAUUCAAGUCAUGGUGGGUAUACCCAAUGAUAUGCUCUCUGUUAUGGCUAAUAGUCUCCAAGCGGCUGAGAACUGGGUUUCCAAGAAUAUCUCUUCUCAUAUCUCCUCCAAUGGCGUCGACAUCAGGUAUGUUGCAGUGGGAAAUGAACCAUUCCUUUCAUUCUAUAAUGGAAGCUAUGUUGGUUUAACUUUCCCUGCUCUUCAAAACAUCCAAACAGCGCUUAACAAAGCGGGUUUAGGUUCUCAGAUUAAACUCACCGUCCCUUUAAACGCAGAUGUAUAUCAGAGUCCAACAAAUCUUCCUUCCGAUGGGGAUUUCCGGUCAAACAUACGCGAUACAGUGCUAGAUAUUAUAAGAUUCUUAAACGACAAUGGAGCUCCGUUGACCGUCAAUAUUUAUCCCUUCAUAAGUCUCUACAACGAUCCAAAUUUCCCAGUUGAUUUUGCCUUCUUUAACGGCGGAUCCACACCCAUUAACGACGGUGGAAGAAUCUACGACAAUGUUUUUGAUGCAAAUUAUGAUACCUUCAUUUGGGCUUUACAGAAGAACGGGUUUGGAAACAUGUCGAUCAUCGUCGGAGAAAUUGGAUGGCCGACUGAUGGAGACAAGAAUGCUAACUUGAAAUUCGCUCAGAGAUUCAAUCAGGGGUUUAUCUCUCGUGUUGCAGCUGGGAAGGGCACUCCAAUGAGAUUAAACCCAGUUGAUGCUUACUUGUUUAGUCUCAUAGAUGAAGAUGAUAAAAUCAUUCAGGGGGGUAAUUUUGAACGUCAUUGGGGAUUAUUUUACUUUGAUGGUAAACCUAAAUAUCAACUCAGUCUCGGAGGAACAUCUGGAAACUCAUUGGUGGGAGCUAAAGAUGUGAAAUAUCUGAGUCAACAAUGGUGUAUAAUGUCAUCAAUGGCGAGUCUUGAUGACCCAGAAGUUGCAGGCAGCGUGAGCUAUGCUUGUGCAAAUGGUGAUUGUACGAGUCUUGGAUUUGGGAGUUCAUGUUCAAAUCUGGAUGCUAGAGGGAAUAUAUCUUAUGCAUUUAACAGUUAUUAUCAGAAAAAUGAUCAGCUCGAAAGUGCAUGCAAAUUUGGAAAUCUUUCUGUUGUGACUGAUAAAGAUCCUUCAGUGGGAGACUGUAGAUUUCAAGUGAUGAUACAAGUACCACAUAAUGAUAAUAAGCAAGGAAGUAGUGAUGGAGAUGUGAGGAAUGCUGGGUUUGCUUCUUCAACAAACAUUAUUGGUGUUUUGAUGGUUGUAUAUGUAUAUGCGUGUAUAUUUAUGUAAGUCUGUGUUGAUAUAUUCAUUUUUUUUAGAUGUCAGUAUGCAAUUUCGAUUUUGAAAAUCCUGUCUGCAUGGCUGAUAAAUGCAUCCAACUUUAAGCAA